Messenger RNA from Acanthopagrus latus (yellowfin seabream), 663 nucleotides. RefSeq names its product crystallin beta gamma X (gene crybgx). The coding region runs from base 11 to 634 and encodes 207 amino acids. The record is from RefSeq and is a predicted model, not a curated record. The transcript is spliced from 6 exons. Gene Ontology annotation, biological process: visual perception; lens development in camera-type eye. Gene Ontology annotation, molecular function: structural constituent of eye lens. Lineage: Eukaryota; Metazoa; Chordata; Actinopteri; Spariformes; Sparidae.
CAGAGCUGACAUGAACAUCUUUACUAAGGUCCCAGGAUUAGCCCAACAAACCAGCAAGCUGGGGUCUGUGCUCCAACGUGCCUUCUACGGGUCCAGUGGGAGGGUGACCCUUUUCGAGCAGAGGAACUUUGCCGGCAGACGGCUGGACCUGAGUUCUGACUGCUCCAGGCUCAGUGAAAAGAACUUCCCAGAGAGAUGUAACUCUGUGCAGGUGGAGGGCGGAGCAUGGAUCGGUUACGAGCACGACAACUUCCGGGGCCGUCAGUACCUGUGGGACAUGUCCGAGCGGGGCGAGUACAACUGCUACGACAAGUGGUGCGCUCAGGUGGACCACGUCUCCUCCGUCCGCGCUGUCAAACAGGACAACAACCCAGCCAGAGCUCAGCUGUUUGAGCGAGCCGGCUACUCUGGUAAGAAGAUGGAGAUCCAGGACGACAUCCCAAACCUGAUGAGCCGUUACAGCCUCAACAGAGUCGCCUCCAUCCGCGUCCUCGGAGGAGCGUGGGUGGUGUAUCAGGAGCCAAACUACAGAGGACCUCACUACGUCCUGGAGAAACGCGACUACAACAACUUCUCUGACUGGGGCAGCCAGAACAACACAGUGGGCUCCAUGCGCAGAGUCCGCUUCAACUAAACACCGACACCACCUGAUCCGAGUCCUGC